AUGUGGUUUUACUGGCUUCUCUUUGCAUGCAGUCUAGCCCAAGAGUCAAACUGGCCAGAUCUCUCUGACAGAGCCGACCUGGCCUUGCGUGCAGAAAGAGAUAUAGCCAUGGACAUCCCCAUCGAUCAACAUACACCGUUUGGCAUUUCGGCCAAUCGACUUAUAUUCGAUAUCCAGGGCUACUCGACCGACGCCUUGGGCACGCUAAGAACGGCUUUAAAUGUCGGCAUCGACGCUGUCAUGCUAGAUGUCUACUGGAAUGAGUACACGGGUAGGUGGCAGCUUUGUCCUGCUCCUAUACCCCAGAGUGCCACGAAUAAUCGAUCUGAAACGGUCCUGGUUUCCUGGAAAGGCAACACUUACAAGUGCCAGCCGAGCUUCGGCGAUCUGGACGUAUACACAACGCUAAGAGACUAUCUACGGCUGCUGAACACCAAUAGUCAGGCCAACGUGGUACAGUUGGUGUUGAACUUGAAGCUGAUACUUAACGACACGGUGGUCGUACGGCUGAAUCUGACAAACAGCACAUCUUUGGUCACCGGGCCAGCCCCCACGUCUAUUUCUCCCGGAAUGGUGGUCUAUCUGCCUGAGUAUAUGGAACUAGGAAACAGCUCUUUGUCUGAUCCGCUCCUGUCGCUCGGCUCGUUCUUAUUUUUGCCGACUGAUUUAGACAGGACCAGUCCGCUCAACUCGACGGUGGCCUACGAUGACGAGUACCCCUCGCAACAGGACUUCUUGUACUCCUUGUAUAAGCGUGCACUCGUCACUGCUGUCACUGACGAGUACCGCAAUUCCAGCAAUGGCUACAACGUGACGGUCUCCGACGCCAAAAAGAUCUUCUUCUACGGCCAGAACAACUUCACUCUGAGCCACACGGACGAAGACGUUCUUCAAGAAUGUUUCGAUCGACGUCUAAGGCCCUAUGAUCCAAACUACUACAACAACAGGGUUCUGGAAACCAGGUUCCGCAUGCUCAUAGACAGCAACAAUAACCGAUUCACCCCGGAAACUGCCCACCAGGCGCUUCAAUGCGGCUACAUGCCAGUCCUCAACGCAUCGGUUUAUCCUCUUUUAAACAGAACAAACCUCACGGGCGAGUACACCGGGCGUGUUCUCAAUAACUUUAGUCCAUUUGCAUACUGGGCCUGGGCGCCCUAUGAGCCCGACAGCACAUACAGCAACGUCACGAGGCUUUCUCUUGAUUUCAGCGAGAUGAGACCAAGAGAUGACGAUCACGACGACGAUGAUGACGAUUACGAUGUGGGUCACGAUGAUGACCCGGACUGGCAACAAACGGCAAUGUCACAAGUUGCAGAGAAGUGUGUGGUGAUGAAAAGAAAUGGCUGGGCUGUGGAGAAUUGCUACAACAAGUACCGUUUAGCAUGCAAGCACAAGAACAACGCUUUCGAAUGGACGCUCUCUCACGAGAUUUCCCUGUACUUCAGCACGAAUCAGGCGGACUGUCCAAAAAACUACAAGUUCGGCGUUCCCCAUCUGAGUACCGAGCAGCUUGCGCUACAGAACUUCCUAAACUCCUCCAGUGUGGUUUAUCCGGUGUGGAUCGACUUGAACGAUAUCACCAUCCUGGGCUGUUUUGUGGACGGAGGCCCUUACGCCCAAUGUCCAUAUAAGAGGGCCGUCACAACGAGUAACUUGAUUCGACUGGUAGCUCCAUCUGUGGUGGUGGCUGUUGUGAUUCUUAUAUUGAUUUUCUUUGAGCGUUUCUUCCUACUGACCCCAAUUCACACCAAUCGCCGUCGUCAUUGGAAAAGGACAAUCAACCAGCACUAUAAGAAGAACGACUACGAGGGUGUGCCUUCGUAG
Messenger RNA from Candidozyma duobushaemuli, 1824 nucleotides. RefSeq lists its product as uncharacterized. The transcript has a single exon. The record is from RefSeq and is a predicted model, not a curated record. NCBI's taxonomy places the organism in Eukaryota, Fungi, Ascomycota, Pichiomycetes, Serinales, Metschnikowiaceae. The coding region runs from base 1 to 1824 and encodes 607 amino acids.